Vicia faba (fava bean) is the source of this 480-nucleotide messenger RNA. The record is from the annotation of a GenBank genome assembly. Lineage: Eukaryota; Viridiplantae; Streptophyta; Magnoliopsida; Fabales; Fabaceae.
AUGAUGAUGAAGUUUAAGUCAAAGAGGUUUUGUAGAAGCAUAUCAAAGCUUGGAAAUAUUGGAAACAAAGUAGUAGCAACAUCUCCAAUCGAAAUUGAAAAGGAGCAUAGUGAAAUCAAAUGGGAACUUAGGCCUGGUGGCAUGCUUGUACAAAAUAGAGAGAGCAAUAAAAGUGAUGAGGAGUUGAUUACAAUUAGAGUUUCCACAAUGUCAAAGUGGCAUGAUAUUUCCAUUGAAGCCACUUCAACUUUUGGAGAUUUGAAGAUGGCUUUGACAUUGGUAACAAGUUUGGAGCCAAAAGAACAAAGGCUUAUCUACAAAGGUAAAGAGAGAGAUGACAAUGAAUUUCUUCACAUGAUUGGUGUUAGGGACAAAGAUAAAGUUCUUCUUCUUGAAGAUCCGGCUAUUAAGGAAAUGAAACUAUUUGGUUUGGCAAGAGGAGAAUCUAUUCACAAUCCUAGUUGUACAAUAAGUGUGUAA